UAAGUUACGUAAGCAAGGUGAUAAAUAAGUUCAAAGUUAAGAAAUAUUAUAAGUAAUUCAUGCUAUAAACAGUUAAGAUGUGUGGGAUUGAAAUUUGCUCAGAGUGAGACAUCGUUAUCACAAGCGAUCUUUGUAUUGUAUGUGCGGAAAUGGGAGCGAGGGAGCGCUCUGAUCGUUUGCCUAUCUUUGACGUAUUUUCUCCGUUAAUGUUGUGAAAAGUGCUUCGGCUGUAUUAAAACCGUGAAUAAGCUCAUGUACACACUAAAAGUGCUCUACACGCUUGUACCUUGGGAAACGUUCGUCUUUCACAGAAAGGGAAGUGAAUGACCACAAGUUAAAAAAGUCAGAUUCUGAGGAAGCGUGGCGCUUUAUAAGCCUUCGUCAUUUUUCAGUGUUGUCUGUAGUCAGUGAUGCUGACAAAGCUGUAAAAUGUCUGAAUGUCUGCAGAACUUUGCUCUUGUGUGAACUUUACAAGAGGAGACAGAAAGAGGCUGUUACUCUGAAGUUAAGACCUCAAGUGUGAUUUGCCACAGCAGAGCUGCCUGGUAGAGACUGUUGGAUUAAGUCUGAAGUCAGGAUCUUGAAGUUUCAGCAUGAUGAGUCGUCCGCAGAGCUUCAUAGAAGGUGAAGCUGCUGACUCUCAGCAUGCAAAAUCAAACAGAAGGUCAAAGGUCACCACAGAGAGAGUGGCACUGGUGGUUCUCUGUAUCCUGCUGGCAGCUGCUCUCAUCGUUAUUUAUCGUCUCUCGUUUGACAAAAUUAGAACGAACAAAGAGCUCGAAAACCUGAAACAUCACAAAAUGAAGUGUGAAAGAAAUUUCACAGAGACUCUCUCUAAGAUAAAAUCAUGCAGCACGGUGCAGCCGACCUGUCCAGGACCUAAAGUAAUAGAUGAUCCUUGUUAUAAAUGUGAAGCAGGCUGGGAGCUACAUGGAGGAAAGUGCUAUUACUUCUCCAACAAUAAAUCAUCCUGGAACAAGAGCAGAGAUGAGUGUAGAGCUAAAGGAGGAGACCUGGUUAAGAUAGACAGCAGAGAGGAGCAGAGUUUCCUGGAGAGAAGACUGAGAGAUGUAAUGACUAGAGAUGAGGACAAGUUCUGGAUCGGACUGACAGACUCAGCAGCAGAGGGCAGAUGGGUGUGGGUGGACGGAUCAUCACUGGAUCAAAGUUUGAAGUUUUGGAGUCGCAACGAGCCAGACAAUUGGAAAGGGCACAAUGGUGAACAUCCUGAUGGAGAGGACUGUGCGAGGAUGGGAGCAAAAGACAACAUCUGCCGUAUUGUGGACCGCUCAGAGUCUCCCCCUCCAGCACUGCUAAUCCAGACCCCGCCGACUCCUCCCCCCUCUCCAGGAUGCUCACAGGACUCUGCAGGAUCACACCCCUCUGAGGAAACGGAAAUCAACAUUAAACUCGCAACCUUCCCCAUGCUGUCGAUGGCACUGAAUGAGUAUGUGCAGGAGAUAUGUUAUGGAUGCCCCAGCCAGUUACAGCACAGUUGCUUGUUUGAAUUGCCUGUUUUUGUUCGAGACCUACUAUGAUGAGGUGACGGAAAAGCUCCAGACGCCCCGAUUCAUCCCAGCCAUCCAUCUGUUUGUAUCCUCAUACAGCGUCUGUGAGACUAAAGCCCAAAUCAUCAGCACUGCAGAGCGUCUUCUGUGUGAACUGAGAUCAGUGCCGCACAUUGUAUGCACCAUUGAUGAGAAUGUCGGAUACCUGCUAAAUACCAAUCAUCACACCCGCGGUGUUAAAUCAGCGCUGCUCCACAUGGUUGGAAACUACUGGUCUGGGAGACACAAGAUUUAAUGUACAUCUGUUAUAAAAACCUUACUGUGCACUACACAGAAAAUUAAAUAAAAACGUAUGUUAACACUU
Messenger RNA from Oreochromis niloticus (Nile tilapia), 1872 nucleotides. RefSeq names its product CD209 antigen-like protein E. NCBI's taxonomy places the organism in Eukaryota, Metazoa, Chordata, Actinopteri, Cichliformes, Cichlidae. The coding region runs from base 594 to 1538 and encodes 314 amino acids. The transcript has 11 exons. The record is from RefSeq and is a predicted model, not a curated record.